CGUUUUUGUCGAGUUUCGAAAUUGGAGCCAUGACGGAGCCGGCGCCGUACGCCCGCGUCUUGAGCGCAGCCGAGAAGGCCAAGGUCGACGCGCUUGCGACGCGCCUUGUCAACCUCGACGACGCAUAUCACUUUUGGGUCCGCGACAGCAACGAUGUGCGAAGUGCUCGUUCGCGGGAUGGCUUUGCGAUGCGCUGGCGCUCGGCCAUGCCCAUUGCAGAGAUACGCGACCAAAUCCAAGAGCGGUAUGCGGUGGCGGGCCACUACAACGACGCCGUGGACCCGCCGCUCCGACUCCUCCUUGGCGGCAAGGUCCUCGAAGAUGGACACAAGCUCGCCGAGUACCUUCCGCUCAAGACACCGUACAACAUGCAGCACCUCCGCUGGGCCAAGCCCUACGCAGGGGUCAUUUGGGUCGCACCGCUCGAGGUCGAGGCGCAAUUCGCUAAAAAGUGGGGCCACUACGUCGCACCGAACGCGUGACGCACUAUCGGAUACUAUCCAUCUACUAUCCAUCUACUAUCCACUGGAUCUGGUGGGCAAAUUCAGUCGAGCUCUCCAACAAGGUCUAAAGUUCAACGAUUGCAGUGCUUCGUGGCACGAUAUAUUUUUCGGA
This is a messenger RNA of Saprolegnia diclina VS20, 615 nucleotides long. RefSeq lists its product as hypothetical. NCBI's taxonomy places the organism in Eukaryota, Oomycota, Saprolegniomycetes, Saprolegniales, Saprolegniaceae. The record is from RefSeq and is a predicted model, not a curated record. The transcript has 4 exons. The coding region runs from base 30 to 482 and encodes 150 amino acids.